Messenger RNA from Didymodactylos carnosus, 2862 nucleotides. NCBI's taxonomy places the organism in Eukaryota, Metazoa, Rotifera, Eurotatoria, Philodinida, Philodinidae. The record is from the annotation of a GenBank genome assembly.
AUGUCUACUAACGACGAUACCGAUCAGCGUAUGGAUGAUGAUUACAACGGGCCACACGCCCAAAGUAGCAUGCCUCUCCCUGUUAACCCAAAUGCGUCUACAACGGAUAAUACAACAGCUAAUAUUACUGAGUAUCCGUUGAAUUAUGCUGAUACCAAUAGUCCAACCGAUGGCGUACAGGGACUACAAGAUGCACUUACGGAUGAUGAACAAUCAUUGGUUGUAUUGGAUCCUAGUCAUCCCCUUAUGGCUCGUUUCCAAGCGGCUCUCAAAGAUCAUUUACAAAAACGUGAAGAAAAACUAAAUAUUCAAUUACGAGAAGCUGAUAAUGAAUUAAAACAAGUUCGUGACCAACGUGAAAGUCUUGGUGUUGAAUUAUAUAAUUUACAACAAGAAUUAGCUCGACAUCAAAUGUUAUUAGAAAAAGAACAUGAUCGAUUUGGUGAAAUUAAUCAAGAUCGACAGCGUCUAGAAGAUGAACUAAAAAAAACAAAAGAUAACUAUUCAAAAAAGAAAACUGAUCUGGAUACUCAUAUGAGACAAGCACUUGAUAUUCAAAAAGAACGCGAUAUAUUACGAUUACGAUUACAUUAUAUGACAAAAGCAAAAAGUGAUAUACGUGGUGAUAUUGCAACCAUGAAACGGGCAACUGAAAAAGUUGAUACAGAAGUAACAAAAAUUGAAGCAGAAAAACAAUUACAAGAUUUAUUUGUUGAUCGGCUUGUUGAACAAGCAGAUAUGCUUCGUGAACAAAUUGCCAUGUAUGAAUAUCAACUUCGUUCACAAAUGGAAGAAACAAAAAAUAUUAAACAUACAUUAACAGAAGCUCGUCUUGAAAUGGAAACAUUAGAACUUGAAAAGAAACAAUUGAUGCAAAAUUGGAAUAGUUGUCUUAUCGGUAUCAGAAGACGAGAUGAAGCUCAGGCAACAAUGGCUGAAGCUGUUAGAUUACAGUUACAACGUAUUGAUACAAUGAAUACAGAAAUGGAAUCAUAUAAACGUUCAAUAAUUAAAGAACAAGAAUUAAAUGAAAAAUUAACAUUAGUAUUAAAUCGUACAAAAUAUGAAAUACAAAAUUUAGAAAGAUUAUUACAAAUUAAUAAUGAAAAAUCUGAAACAAUUAAACAAGAAGUAUCAACAUACACAAAAGCAUUAGAAGAAACACAAGCAAUGUUAACACGUGUGAAUAAUGAAAAAGCUGAAAAACAACAUGAAUUAAAUAUUAUUCGUCGAGAAAUAGAAAAAGAAAAUCAAGAACGUGUUAAAUUAGAAGAUGAUAUAUUUCAAAAAAAUCAAGAACAAUUAACAGCAGAAAAAGCAGCUGAUUAUAGUUCAAAAUUACGAUUUAAAUUAAAAGAAUCUACUCGAGAAAUUGAACGAAAUUUAUCUAAAGUUGAAAAUGAUAUAGCACGAGCAACACUAGAAAAAACUUAUUUAAUUACAAAUAUAAAACAAUUAGAAAUUCAAUCAAAAGAAUAUAAUGAAUUAAUAAUGGAAAAAAAUCAAAUUAUUAAUAAAAGUGAACAAGAAAUAAAACGUCGAAUUUUAUUAAUUGAACAAAAACAAAAUAGAAUUGAUUUAGAAAAUAAAAAAUUAGAAGCAUUAAAAGAAAAAGCGGGAGGUGUUGAAUUGGGUCCACUUGAAUUAGAAGUAGUUAAUUUACAAAAAACAAUUGGUCAAGUAAGUCGUGAUAUAUUUGAAUUAGAACAAGUUUGGUUACGAGAACAAAAUGAAUUAGUACGUUUAACAAAUGAUAGAGAUAAAUUAGAAAAAGAAACAGAUGCAAUGAAAUUAAAAUAUACAAUAUUAUCAGCAAGAAAAUUACGAACAGAAAGUCAUAUAAGAAAUAUGGAAACAGAUUGUUCACAUUUACGUCGUCAAAUUGAAUUACUUCGAUUAGAUUUGGAACGUUUAAAUAAAAUGAUUUAUAAAGAAAGUACAAAUAAAACAACAUUGGAACGAAGUAAUAUAUUAUCAGAAAGUGAUUUUGUUCGAGAAUUGAAAGAAGCUGAAAAAGAUGCCAUACACAUGGAAGAAAGAUUAAGUGAAAUUCGAAAAGAACGAGAGAAUUUAUUAGCAAAUUUAGUUGAAGCAGAAAAACAGAUUAUGUUUUGGGAACGUAAAAUUCAAUUAGCAAAAGAAAUGAAAUCAGCCGUUGAUUCUGAAACAGGUCAAGGUGAAAUUCGUGCAAUGAAAUCAGAAAUUCAUCGUAUGCAAGUUCGUUAUGAACAAUUAUUAAAACAACAAGAAAAAUUAAUACGUGAUAUGGAAUCAUCUGUAAGUCGACGUGAUACAAUUGUUACACGUGGUGAAUUUCAACAAAAAUUACCACAAAAUCGAGCAGUAAUGCAAAAUAAUGUACAACGAAAAAUAGUAGAUUUACAGAAAAAAAUUCGUGAAUCAACACAAGAAGCAGUAUAUGUAGAAAAAGAACUUGAUGUACAUCGUGCUAAACAGCAAGAACAAGUGAUUAAAAUGGAAGAUAUUCAACGUGAAUUACGUCAAAAACAAGCUGAAAAUGAUCAGUUAGAAGAACAAGUCGAUAAUUUAAGUUCGCAAAGGAGUACAUUAUUAAUAACAUUAUCUGAAAAACAAUUACGUGCAAGAUAUUAUGAACAAAUAAAAGAUGGUAAAUAUAAACCACAAUUGAAAUCACCUGAUUUAUUAGAAAGAGAAAAAGAGAAACAAAUUGAUCGUCUUCAACGUUAUCUAACAAUAAUACAACGUUUAAGCGAAGUAUAUCCAAGAAUGACAAAAGAAUUAAAUCAUAUUAAAGAUACUAUUCAAGCUAGAAUUACUAAUCAAAUGACGAGAAAUGUUUUAUCACCACAACAACCAGAUGAAACAUCGGCAAGAUCAUGA